Messenger RNA from Thamnophis sirtalis, 2902 nucleotides. Lineage: Eukaryota; Metazoa; Chordata; Lepidosauria; Squamata; Natricidae. The record is from RefSeq and is a predicted model, not a curated record.
ACCGCUGCUUAACACAGUUAAGUUGGCAUUUGAAUGCUCCUGCUCUCUGUGAGCCACAAAGUGGGCGCGCACACGCAAAGCAAGCGGGCAUGGAGCGAACCAGUGGUAAGAAAAUGUGAAUCCCACCGCUGCUUAACACAGUUAAGUUGGCAUUUGAAUGCUCCUGCUCUCUGUGAGCCCUGAGAGAACAAAAUAUGAAAGAUCAAGCUGCAUUUCUGUUUCCCCUUCUUAUUUAUUUAUGCUUGGGGAAAACAACUGAAGACAUGAUUGCUCUAAUCCUUUUCUUACAAUCAUCAGUUUUUAUAUUCCAAUUUUAAUCUUUACUAUUCUGUUCCCUUGUAACUCACACCGAGAUAGACUGGUUUACCUCUUGGCUUUUUGACAACCUCAUGAUUAAGAAGGAAGUUACAUACUCUUAGCUUUGGCAGCUGCAGUAUAACACUUCCAUGAAUCUUGUUUUUCUUUAAAUAUAUCUAAACAGAACGGGAGCAGCAUGAAUGUAGCCUUUUUUCAUCUUUUUGCCUCAAAUCCUGUAACUUUGUUUAUUUCUAAGAUACUGCUUUUUAAUCUUGGGACAACAGUGUGAAGUAGAUAUUAACAAAUUUGGAUAAGAGUUUCAAUUUAUACAUAUAAUUUUUUAAUCUGUGUUUUUUAUAAUUAGACACAUGGCAUUCUCAUUGAAUACAAUCCUAAAUAUUGACAGUCUUAACAUAAAAUCAGAAAUCAGGUGUUUAAAAUUGACUGUGCAACUUCAAAUAGAAAGUUGAGAGAAAUCAUUAAAGGUAUGAGAAUUUCCCCCCAGCUCUUUAAUCCAAACAGAUCAUCUUGGACAGAUCAUCUUAGUCCUGUUGGAUUAUUCAUAAUUUCAUUUGUGUAUGCAGCCACAAAUGUCUCAUUCAAGAUACAGCUAUGCAUUCUCCUAUUCCAGUUUUGCACAGGUAUUUUACCUUUUUCAGAUGACUUCUAAAUUCUGUUUUUCUGUUUUAGGACGUUGUACCUCAAGCCUUGCUAGACCAGUAUUUAUCCAUGACUGAUCCCUCUCGAGCUCAGACUGUUGAUACCGAGAUUGCCAAACACUGUGCCUAUAGCCUUCCAGGGGUGGCACUUACCCUAGGUAGACAGAACUGGCACUGCCUGAAGGAUACCUAUGAGACUCUAGCUUCUGAUAUGCAGUGGAAAGUUCGAAGAACGUUAGCUUUCUCCAUACAUGAACUUGCAGUCAUUCUUGGAGAUCAGCUCACUGCAGGUGAUCUGGUUCCAGUCUUUAAUGGCUUCUUAAAAGAUCUCGAUGAAGUUAGGAUUGGUGUGCUUAAGCACCUACAUGAUUUUUUAAAGCUUCUUCAUCCUGAUAAAAGACGGGAGUAUCUUUACCAACUUCAGGAAUUCUUGGUCACAGACAAUAGCAGGAACUGGCGUUUUCGAGCAGAGCUUGCUGAGCAGCUGAUUUUGCUUCUUGAUCUGUAUAGUCCCAGAGACAUAUAUGAUUAUCUGCGACCUAUUGCCCUCAACCUUUGUGCAGACAAGGUUUCUUCUGUUCGAUGGAUUUCCUACAAGCUGGUUAGUGAAAUGGUAAAGAAGCUGUACAAUGCUCCAACACCAACAUUUGUGAUUGAUCUUAUGAAUGAACUGAUUGAAAGAUUCUGCAGAUGUCCAAAGUGGUCUGGUCGACAAGCAUUUGUCUUUAUUUGCCAGACUAUUAUAGAAGACGACUGCCUUCCAAUGGAUCACUUUGCUGAGUAUCUACUGCCCCAUUUGCUACACUUGGCCUCAGACAGAGUUCCAAACGUUAGAGUCCUGCUUGCAAAGACCUUAAGACAAACACUUCUAGAAAAAGAAUACUUUCUGAUGUGUGUUAAUUCCCAUCAAGAAGCUGUAGAACAGACAAUCGUGGCCCUCCAGAUGGAUAAUGACAAUGAUGUCAAGUAUUUUGCAAGCAUCCACCCGGCCAGUACCAAAAUUUCUGAUGAUGCUAUGAGCACAGCCUCUUCAACUUACUAAAAGUAGUUCCUGAAUGUUGGUAUAAUUUUAAUAAAAGAGAACAAACAUUACAAAAUUGUAGGCAAUCGUCAAGUGCUCCUAACAUGGAUUACUGAAACCUCUUUUCCACGGAGAGAAUAUCUUGCCAGACUUAACUUCAGUUGGAUGUUAUCUAAAUCUGAGAUCAAGAAUUUUGGAGUCAAGGAAAACCCGUUAUGUGUGGAAUCUUGACUCUAGAAAAAUUUUACUCAGAGGAUUGUAUUUGUCACCAGAGCCUUAAAUCUUCUGUCUUCCUGAAUAUGUGAAACUUGAAUUGUCUGAGCAUUUUCAGUGUAGAAAGGGAGUGAUUUCCAGAGACUGUCAUUUGUUUUCUGUCAAAGAGUUACCUUAGCAAACUCUUUCUUAGGAACCAAUAGCUGGCGGAUUUAUACCGAGAAGCAAAGAAGCUGUCUCCAGUAUUGGCUAUUAAAGUUUUUAAUCUUUGAAAAGACUUACAUUUGUGUGCAACUGGGCACACCCUUAAGUGUGAAUAGUUUUGAUGUGUGUAAAUGAGGGAAAAGUAGAAGUUUGGUGUUUUGUUUUUCUCACCUCAAGGAUUCAGUGCCAACAUUAAACCACAAUCUGAUUUUAACCCUUAAAACACAGCAUAUUGCUGUGUCUGUAAACAAAAAUCUAUGCUGAAUACCUGUGUCCUGAUAUUUGAUUUUUUUUUCAUGCUGGUCAUGACCUGAAGGAAAUCUAAUAGCACAUGUACUUCAAGUCAGGUAUUUUAAACUUGAUCAUGAUCGGUUCUGAGGUGCAACUUUUUCUUCAUAUACUGUACAUAUCUUGGACCACUCGUGGGAGUGCAGUCUUGAAUCAUGCUAUUUCAAACUGUUGUGAUAACAUGUUCUUUCCUUCUCAGAAUAAAAAUAAUAUUAAUAAG